AGCCGUUUUACAGUGGUAUUAGAUCCUCGAGUGCUGACACCAUGGUGAUGCUGGUUCGCAUUUGCUUGCUUUUGGGGGCGGCCUUGGCCGAUGACAGUCUCCUCCAUUCAAUGGCAUCGGAUCCUUUGGCAGACCCCUCCGUCGUCCAAAAAAAGGAGCAACCACAGCAAGUGCAACAACUCCAGCAACCAGAACAACCUGAGCAGCCAGAGCAGAAGGAGUUGCCUGCCAAGGACUGGGAGCAGUAUGUGCCCACCUUUGCUCAGGGCAUGGCCCGCAAGUCGCGUGAGCCGCGGCAGCCCCGGGAGUCAAGAAGCGGUGCCCAGCCGGCCAUGUUCUUUGUUGGAGAGCAGCCUCAGCAGAAGCCACAGCAGCCGGAGCAGCGAGAGCAGCGAGAGCAGCCAGAACAGCCUGAGCAGCCAGAACAGCCUGAGCAGCCUGAGCAGCCAGAAGAGAAGGACUGGCAGAAGUAUGUCCCGGGCAUGGCUCAGCAUUUUACCCACAGUGGAAAGAAGGGCUCCGAGAAGGACACCCAGAAGAAGAGCCCCUCCUUGCUUUUGGCCGCCCAGACCCUGUCUGGAGAGCAGCCGCAGCAGAAGCCCCAACCAGAGCAGCCUGAGCAGCCUGAACAGCCAGAGCAGCCAGAGCAAAAGGAAAUGAAGGAUUGGAACAAGUUCGUCCCGUCCUUUGUGAACGGCUUCGCCAAGGACUAUGUCAAGAAAAGUGAGGAGGAGUCCGAGAAGCGGGUGCAGAAGAGGGAAGAAAAGGAGGAGGAGAAGAAAGGCGAGAAGAAGGGUGCGGCGCCAGCGGUGUUUCUCGCGCAGUCCGACUUGAGCACUGAUGAGGCGAAGGAGGAGCAAAGCCUGCGCGCUGUCUCUGCCGCCGAGCAAGCGGAAUCGCAAGCACGAGCACGUGCUCAGGCGUCCCUGGAGAAGAUGAAGGACGCCUCCUGGAAGGACAUCAUCCGCAAGGUCUCUGACUGGGGCACGGUGGACGAGCUUUCGGCCUCCUCCACGCAGAAGGAUGCCCAUGUUUGGGAGAACGCGCUGGAAAAGCGAAUCCAGAUGCUCGACAAGUUCAACAAGGAGCAUCGCAAGGAUGUGCUGGACUUCAAUGCGUCCAGGGCGGUGGAGUUGGUCUAUGCCGUGCAGACCGCUGCGGCCCAUGUGGAGCUGAACAACCGCAGGAAAGAAGAAAGCAUGAAGUCAUCUCUGAAGUCUACCCGCUAUGCAGCCAUUCAGCAUGUGAAGUCCCUGGAGGCGGACACGCGGGACGCCGCCCACCGUUGGAAGGCAGUGGGAAAGAUGGCCGUGAAGGCCCAGAAGGCAGCUCACAUGUCGGAGAACGUCUACGAGCGCCACGAGGACGUGAUGAGUGAUGCCGCGGGCGAUGUUGCCAACCGUGCUGAGAACAAGGCUGACAGGCUCAAGGACCAGGUGAACGACUACUUUUCCCGGAUCGAAGAUGAGGUGCACAGGUCGUCCUUCGAUGCCCGCAGCAGGGAGCUCUUGAGGCAGGCCAAGGAUGUGGUCAGUGAACUGCAUGAGGUCGCUGAGCGGCUAGGUGCCCAGGCGGCCUACCAGGAGGCUGAAUCUUCCGCCAAGUUCAAAGAAGAGGAGAAGCGCUGGGAAUCGUAUCAGUCUCCCAAGAUGCUCUUUGAAGCUCCAAAUGCUUUGAUGGUGAAGAGCUCCAUGCUCUUUGCUGCAGCCGGCUCAUUCGCGCUGGUCUUUGCUUUGUUGCGGCGUCGCCAAGUGUCACGUCCACUGGACAUCGAGGCUCCACCUCUCCUUGGCUGAGCAGCAGGAAUUUUGAGUUGCACCAGGGUGUAUCCUUUUUUGGGGGUUGCUUCAACAAAUCACUUGAGACAACCGACUCUACUGAUUUCCUGAUGAAACACCUUGGUGCAAGAUUUCGCAGCUGUUGAGGCUGUUUUAGCGCCCUGUUUGAAACAAGGGUGACAUUUUGGUUUCAAGGUUGUUUGCCACCACAUCUUUUGAGUCUCUGGUAAACUCUUGUCUUGGCAAACAGAACGGGUUGGAGGUGGCAGACAACCUUCAAUGGUUUGUGCAUGUUCGACUCUUGGGCUGCACCAGUGUCAGUGCUCUUUUGAAACCGGCUUGGCCUUUCUUGUGGUUCCUGACACUGGCGCAUGCGUUUGUAGAUAUCUGUUUAAAGCUGAGCAACCCCUCGCUCCGCUUGCCCAGAAUUCCCCUUGCUGCGUCUUGAUGGAUUGACACCUUUUGAGGCCAAGGUUCGGCAAGCGGAAAAGGCGUGAGGAGCUGCGUUCAACGGCAUCCGAGCCUUGCCCUUGUGCCUUAAAG
Messenger RNA from Durusdinium trenchii, 2321 nucleotides. The record is from the annotation of a GenBank genome assembly. NCBI's taxonomy places the organism in Eukaryota, Dinophyceae, Suessiales, Symbiodiniaceae.